Molecule: messenger RNA, 3017 nt
Organism: Anastrepha ludens (Mexican fruit fly)
Lineage: Eukaryota; Metazoa; Arthropoda; Insecta; Diptera; Tephritidae
Gene: Ugt316A1
Product: UDP-glycosyltransferase UGT4
Exons: 6
Coding region: 570-2504 (644 amino acids)
Molecular function (GO): UDP-glycosyltransferase activity
Source: RefSeq, a predicted model, not a curated record
UUCGCGUUUGUUUACGCGACGCCAUCAGCAAUCAUCCUUUGCCAAUUUCCAAUUUCAGUGUUUUUGUUUUUUACAUUUAACAUUGUACAUUAUUGGUAUCGUUGUAUUUUCACAAUUCACACUGCCCUGAAUAUCAUAAAGCUGAUUUUUUUGUAUUAAUUAAGAAUAUUGUGCAUAAUCAGUUUUGAAUGUAUGCAAAAUGCCAAGAAAGUGAAUAGCAGUAACAAAGUACAAAAAAUGUUCAAAGUUUGCAUUGCCAAACGAAAUAAAAAAACCCGAACAUACAGAGAUUAAUGAGCCCUUCCAUAAAGAGACAUGCAACUUGAAAAACGGGAGUACUUGUUGAUAAACUUACUACUCUAAACAAGACGAGCUUACGAGAGGAGGAAGCUGUUAAGUGUUAAACCGGAAAAAUAUUACCCACAUUCAGAUAAAAAUAAGUUGAAAAAUAUUCCCGAUCCAGCAGGGUCAACAAUUACACAUAUAAGUGCAGUGGAGCAUACUAAGGUCAAACGGCCGUCGGCCUAAAGCUCCGCUUCGUCGCACAGCGAGGCAUAAUAAUUUAAUUAAUGGCUAAUUUUGUGACUACUGUGCCGUUGUUGUAUUUGCUGAGUACUUUGUCAUGUUUAGUGUCUGGUGCAAAUGUACUGGCAGUGCUACCAAGCGUCUGGAAGUCGCAUUACCUUUUUGGCCGUCGAUUGUUGCAACAAAUAGUAGAAACACAACUGAACUAUUCUGUUACGUUGAUAAGUCCACAUGCCGAGGAGUAUCCAGUGCAGCAAAAAAUUAGGGAGAUACGCAUUGAGGGAUUGCGUGAAAACUGGGAGGAGAUGGGUUUGCCAUUUGAUGUAGAACAGUCACGACAACGUUCAAUUAUGGAGCACUUCACACGACUGAUGUAUGCCGGGGCAGCAAAUGUUGAUCUCUUGCUGGGCGAUGCAAAAUUGCGAAAAUUAGUACGUAGCGGGGAAAAGUUCGACUUGUUGAUAGUGGAUCUCUUUCUCAGUGAUUCGCUAUUGGGUUUGGCACAUUAUUAUCAAAUACCCACCGUGGCCAUCAGCCCCACUGGCGCAAAUACGUGGCUAAAUCAAAUGUUAGGAAAUCCACAAAGUUCAGCUCUAGAUCCCAGCAUUUUCUUACCCUAUUCAGAACGUAUGAAUAUUUGGCAACGCUGCGUGAAUACUCUAAUGGGCCUAUUCGAGAAGUUGACCUACAACUUUUUUUACAUGAUCUCACAAGAAGCCGUUUACACAAAACAUUUUCAGACGUUAUGCCAGCUUGCCAACACUACUUUACCGCAUCACCGUGAUCUAACUAAAAAUCUUAGCCUUGUUUUAAUCAACUCACAUCCCAUAGUGCAAUAUCCGCGCGCAUACUUGCCAAACAUUUUAGAGAUUGCUGGUGCACAUCUGCAUGAGCCGCAUAAGCAAAUCGAGCUGCCAAUGCACAUUGCUUAUUUCAUAGAAUCGGCACCGAGUGGUGUGGUUUACAUAAGCCUGGGCGCCGAUGCGCGUACAGUCGAUUUAGCGCGGGAAAAACUAGAUACUGUUUUGGAUGUCAUAACAGAUCUGAAGGAUUAUCAUUUCCUUAUCAAGUGGGAGGAUCUCAAAUUUUACACAUCACUACCUAAAAAUGUAAUGAUAGCAGAGUGGUGGCCACAGGAAUCCAUUUUAUUGCACUCUAAUGUCAAGGUCUUCAUAAGCGCUUGUGGUCUCAUGAGUAUUAUUGAAUCUAUAAAUGGUCUCACACCAAUACUUGCCAUACCCAUUUUCCCCGAGCAGGAAGUAAACGCUAGACGUUUGCAGCAGCAGGGAAUCGCUCUGAUGAUGUCUUUCGACGCAAUUUCAUAUGAUGCACUACUGCAUAACAUACAGCUUUUGGCUACAAAUGAAAAUUACGCUAUACAAGUGGCCGAAAAGCGCCGUCUGCUAAACUCUAACUAUGGUACACCCAUAUCGAGGAGUAGCCAUUAUAUUGACCUAAUUUUAAGUAGCCAUGGCGGCGUCAAUUUUCUCAAAUCGCAUGCAAAUGAGUUGAAUUUCAUGCGCGCUGAACUGGUGGAUGUAUUAGCCAUAAUUUUUUUGGGACUAUUUGUGAUUAUUGCGGUGCCAUUUAUCGUUACUUGUUGCAUUCUUCGACGCUCGUACAUCAAUCAAACAGCAAUGCAAGCUCAUACUGGUGCACAUCGUGCAACUUUAAAGGUGACUGGUCGUACCAGUUCGACAAGUGGAGGGGUUACAGUAAAUGAUUCGCCAGUUUUGGAUUGGCACAGGCGUAAUAGUGCAAUGCAGACUGCUGGUGUAUUGAAACCACCAUCAUCACCUUCGGCCUCCUCAACUGCAUCGUCUGUGUCAGUCAGAUCCACAGCAUCGUCUGCUGCAUCUUCAGUAGGCGGCUCACCGCGUUCCGAAAAUGCUGUCAGCGGUAUUUGUGGCAGUGAAGAUGUCGCAGCUAAACGUGAGAAGCUUAUGCGACAAGCAGCAAUGAAAACGCCAUCAAAUUAAUAUAUGUAAUUAAAGGACAGGGUUUAUUACGGAAGAAAUUACAUACAUAUACAUGCAUACAAAGAUUUUAAUCUACGUUAAGGUAAUGUCGUCUAUGCUAGUUUUAUUUUGAUAUUUUCUUGUGCUUUUAUGCAUUUUCUUGUCGGUACUUAAGAAGUAUAUGAUUUGAAAUGUCGCGUCCCGCUCAAUGCAGUGAGUGAGACGGCGAAAUUUCAAUGAUCUUGUUUGCUCCAACGCGUUAUUCAUAGUCUAAUUGUCAUAGAUCUAUCACAUAAAUUUUACUCAUGCUUUCAAUAUCACAAAUUUAUAAUUUAUAUUUAAUUAAAAUUUCAUAUACGCUUCUUAAAUGUACUACAUAUUUAUUGUUAUUCAUAUACAAAUACAUAGAUUAAUAGAAUUAUGUCUACAAGUUCGGAACAUUUGUGUUACUUUGAUAAAAUGUAAUCACCUUAAAAAAAGUCGAACCAAAUACAAAUAAAUUUAAAUGUUAAUAAUAACAAUCGGCUACCUGGU